AUGAAACAAAAAAUUAACUUUCUCAUUUUUAUUAAAAUUGCUAUAUUUAUCCGUUCAAUUUGGAUAUGCCAUUUUUUCAUAGAUAUUAAUACGUUUAACAAAUCCUUGGAUGAAAAUUACAUCAUUAUUGGAAAAUUAAAUAAAAUAUCCUAUAGAUUAUUAUCAAAAUGUAAACAAGAUAGGGAUUCAAGUAUUGUAAAUUUAAUAGAAAAGAUACCAAAUAAUAAAGUUAAUGAAAAAAAAUGUAUAUCUAAUUCUGCAAAAAGCUUUACAACAAAGAAUAAACCAUCAAAUGGAAAUUCGCUAAGGAGUUUAACAUGUCAAAAACAAGAUAUUAAAAAUAAUUCUUAUAUACUUGAAAAAAAAAAAUGUUCCUAUAUUGAAAAAAAAAUAUUCAAAGAACUAGAUUUUGAAAAUUUUCUUAAAAAUAAUAAAACAAUUAGUAAUAGGAUGUACAAAAAAGCAAUGCGUAAAAAAUACGGAUUACGAAUUCUUACACCAACAUUAUUGUUCUUGUUGCUGUUAAUAUUAAUGAUAGUGGAUAUAUCAUUAGGUUUAUCAAUUAAAAAGAGUUUGCUAAUAGCCUUGGUUAAAUGGGAUCCCUUAGAAGUUUUAAGUUCUGGAUGGUUUUUGUCUCUUUUUGAAAAGGUAAAAAGUUUAGAUUGGCUCUGGAAGUCUCCAUUAUGGACGACAAGUGAAACGUUGACGGAAGGAAUGAAGAAAAAUGGAUUAUUAGGGCGUUUAAUUGGUAUUCCAAUGUAUUUUCUACCCUUUCUUAUAUUAGGUGUUACAUUUAUAUUUGCGAUUUUAUAUUACCACCAAAAAGUUAAAAAAUAUGAAAAUAUUAAAUUUAAGAAAAGUUAA
This is a messenger RNA of Plasmodium malariae, 864 nucleotides long. Its product is annotated as fam-l protein. The transcript is spliced from 2 exons. Lineage: Eukaryota; Apicomplexa; Aconoidasida; Haemosporida; Plasmodiidae. The record is from RefSeq and is a predicted model, not a curated record. Bases 1 to 864 code for a protein of 287 amino acids.